AUGAGCAGCCUGCCGCCGACGAAUUGGAAACCGGAGAAGAAGACGACUCGGGGGCCAAGUGGGGCGACUCUCCCAUCGGCUGCCAAACUCCUGGUGUCUCGCUCGUGUGCGGAGAAUGAGUCGAUGAGGCCACUGCCAGAGCUGAGAAGGGUGGCAAAGGCUAGACUCUUGGCGAAGGAGAAGUUGAAGUCAACGGUGGAAAUCGAGCUGUCCCCACGAUCUGCUCCCUUCGUGGCGUCGAGGAUGAGGUCGGGAGUAGACUGGCAGCCUUGUCGUCGGAUGGAUUCUUUGCCACCGGAGAAAGAAGAAGCGAGGGGUCAGGAGAUACCGGCAUGUUCGUUGAGGAGGAAGGCGCCGCAAAAGCAAUCGGCGCCGGAGGAGGAGGAGACGGAGAAGGAACCGCCAAUGAGGGCCGCGUCGGAGGACGUGAUGGAGACGGGGGUCGAGCUCGGGGAAACGGAGCCGAGGUCGAUGGUGGACGGGUUGAGUUUGCCCUUCCCUCAACCGAGGAGACAAUCGUUGCCGGUGAAGGAACACGCGACGAUGGGAGAGGGCGGCGGGGAUGUCUCUGUUGCUGCUUACCCUAGGUCGCACUUCCUAGAGGCCGCAAUCAAUGGGCCGAGCUACGGAUCGGGUCGUCGGAACUAUUGGACCGAUAAGUUUGGGAGGAGCUAUGUGGAUCAAACUAUUGGGACAGAGUUGGGAAAGAUGGGCCGCAGUUGUGAACUAGCAAGGAAGGCGAUUGCUGAGUUUGCUCAGUCAGAGCGGACCGAGGAAAAAGUAGCUUACGGGCUGCAGCACAUAAGAGAUUGGGCUGACGCCGAAGCAGAUCUCCGACCUAAUAAUAGAGCAAAGUGGUUUAAUGACAGAAUAGAUUCUGGGCCGAACAUAGUAUGGGCCCGCGAGUUUCAAGAAAUAAGUGAGCCAAGUUUUCAAGGAGGAUUUGAGCUUCACAUUGGCUGUUUGGUUCACAUUGGCUUCACAGUGGAUGAGGAAGCCACUAAGCAAUGUGAUGGGCUAGCUCCAAGGAAGGUAAAUUCGAGUCCAGAGUUUCGAACUCAUAACAGGCAUGGAUCGACAAGAGACGAUAGCUUGGAUUUCAAGAUUCUUGAUCGAGUCAUACCAAUGGGAGAUAAGCUAUUGAGAUUUGAAUUUGUCAAGGAAGCAAGUAGUGGGCCCAUAGAAGUGAAAUUCGAAGAGUUGGACUGGCAAAACAGAUUAAUACAAGAAGCCCAAGUCUAG
Linum trigynum is the source of this 1242-nucleotide messenger RNA. Lineage: Eukaryota; Viridiplantae; Streptophyta; Magnoliopsida; Malpighiales; Linaceae. The record is from the annotation of a GenBank genome assembly.